GUUACUGCUGAGGGUUGAUGUUUUAUGCAAGAUUUUCAAUCAAACUUGACAAAAUGUUGAUUCCAUGAAAAAAGGAAAUUCUGUCGAUUUUAAUGGAUUUUAUUGAAUCAAAAUUAAUAUCAAAUAUUGACUUUCUAUUCUCUUUUCUAUUGUUCUUUGUUUAUUGAAUAUUUUGAGGUUGUUUGAAAAUAGCGCCAUGGCUGAGUCGAAACUUGUUUUCGCCCGUUUUCGGUUAUUUGUUAGCAACCAAAACUUGCUUGAAUAUUCUCCAGUUCACACAAUUUUGCUUACAUUCUUUCCUGUUUUCAAGUUCUGCAAUAUUGCUAUUGAUAAUUGUUGAAAUGGAACGAAAUAAUAAUUCUGAUAAAACUACAUUCAAAGUAAAGUUUUUAGGUGAAUAUCAUGACAUGGUUAUUGAUUGGAAUGAUGAUAAAUAUGAAUACAAACAACAACAAGUAUUCGAACAGCUCGAAUCAUUGACUGGAAUACCAAUCAAAUAUAAAACAUUAUUCAGGCUGCUUGAAGCUCGACCUAAUCUUCGUGGAGAUUAUCCAAAUGAUGAAAUCUGGUUUCGAAUUGAUGGUGAAGUCACAAAACGUUAUCUGUACUUUCACAACAAUAGAGAGCCUGUUAACUAUGAUAUUAGGUACGAUUGUGAUUUUGUCAAGGACAACAUCCAUGAUGUAUGCAUUAUGGACGGCGAACGCUUUCAGCUCGGAUUUUUUGUUCGUUAUGACAGUAUGUCUUUGAAACGCAUUGGUAUUGGUUAUUAUUUGGUACCUGAGAUCUGGGUUGAAGAAGGAGUAUGCACUUAUUGUUUUUGUCAGCAUAGUCAUACUAAAAGUUAUUUUAAAAGGAUAAAAGAUCUUGUUACUAAUGAAGAAUUGAAUUCACAAAUUUCGCAUCGAGUCCAACCACUAGAGGAAAACAUGCGCUAUAACGAUGAUUCGGAGGACGAACUGAACAAGGUUUACGAAGAAUACAAUGUUCGACAAUUGCUAGGGAAUAAUUGCCAUUUAUAUCAAUGGAGGUGGGAAAACGAGGAAGAAGGUGUUGAUAUAAUAAUAAACCUAGAACAAUAUCAAAGAAUGCGUGGUUGAUUACUUUAAUUGAACGAAUAAAUCUUCUGUCAAAAUGUCUUAUCUGAUCCACUGACUGACUCGACCUGUUAAUCGUCCUUCUUUUGUAUGAUUCUAGAUGAUAAGAUUAUUUUAUACUGAAAAUUAUUAACCAAUAUCUUAACGUCUUGCCAUCUCAAUUUAUGGACGCUCGAAGGCACAGUAAUCAUUGAUCAAGUUCAAUAUCUAAGAAUGCGUGGCUGAUUACCUCAAUUGAAUCAAUAAAUCUUCUUUCAAAAUGUCUUUUCACAAUGUUUUUAUCUGACCCACUGAUUUCUUUAAAUCGUCGCAACAAAAAUGAGAAAUGAUGGCCUUUUACUUUACUUUUGUUGUUCAUGGUCGUAAAUGUUAAAUUUGUGAAAGUCCCCAGUCCCCAGAACGCAAAUGUCCUUUUUCUAGUUUAUUGUUGGCAAAGGACAUAAUGUCAAACUGAAUAUAAUCUUACAAAAAUCAUUAGAAAAAUCGGAUAACCUUUCAUGAUGUAAAUAUCCGCAAAGUUCCUUCAAUAUACUAAUAUAUGUGUAAAUGAAACAAUAAAAUUUGAGAUCAAUCAAUUGUUCUUUCUUUAACAAAUAUUUUGCGGUUGUUUGAAAAUAGCGCAAUGGCUGAGUCGAAACUUGUUUUCGCCCAUUUUCGGUUAUUUGUUAGAAACCAGAACUUGUUUGAAUUUUCUCCAGUUCACACAAUUUUCUUUACCACACGUUUCCUGUUUCCCAUUUCAAUUAUAUUGCUAUUGAUAAUUGUUGCAAAUGGAACAAAAUAAUAAUUCUGAUAAAACUACAUUCAAAGUAGAGUUUUUAGGUGAAUAUCAUGACAUGGUUAUUGAUUGGAAUGAUGAUAAAUAUGAAUACAAAGAACAACAAGUAUUCGAAAAGCUUGAAUCAUUGACUGGAAUACCAAGCAAAUAUAAAAUAUCAUUCCAUCUAAUCCAAGCUCGACCUCAUCUUCAUAAGAAUUAUCCGUUUCAUGGCACCUUGCUCCCAUACGAAGACCCAGACGCACAACGUUCUCUAUACUUUUUCAAUAGAACACAGUAAUCUCAAAUUUUAUAAUUGCUCGAACAUCAAACAGCCCAUUUAUGUACCAAUUUAUGUAUUAAUUUUUUCUAACUUUUCUCAUAGCUUUCCUCAGAAUGACAGGUUCUCAGUUGACUUUGUGAAGGACAACAUCCAUGAUGUAUGCAUCUUUGACGGCGAACGCUUUCAUCUCACAUUUCAUGUUUAUUAUAACAAUAUGGUUUUGAAACGCAUUGGUAUCACUUAUAAUUUGGUACGCGAGAUCUGGGUUGAAGAAGGAGUAUGCACUCGCAUGUUUUGUCACCAUAGACGAACUAAAAGUUAUUUUAAAAGGAUCAAAGACCUUGUUAAUAAUCAUGAAUUGAAUUCACAAAUUUCACAUCGUAUCCAACCAAUAGUGGAAAUCAUGCGACAUAACGCUGUUAUUCAUUGGUUUAUGGAAAUGGAAAAGAUUUACAGAGAGUUCAAUGUUCAACAAUUUUUUAAGAAUAAUUGCCAUUUAAAUAAUUGGCAAGAGAGAUUUGGUGACGAGGAUGGUAUUGUAACAAUAAACCUAGAACAAUAUCUAAGAAUGCGAGGCUGAUUACUUCAAUUGAAUGAAUAAACCUUCUUUCGAAUUUUUUACAGCGUCUUUACUUUAAUUUUACUCAUUGAUUUGAAAUUUGGUUCGAAAAGUGUUCAACUAUGUCAUAGUCGCCUGAAUAAACAUGAAGUAUAACAAUCUGCAGAUACCUUCGAGAAACAUUCAUUCUUUUUAUUCGAGUGCGAGAGUCGAAAUUUGAAUAAUUAAAAUGACUUAUCCAGUUUGUUGAGAACUUGAGCAUUUAAUAUCUCAAUGAAUAACACAAAAUUGUUUACUACGAUUGAUAACAAUAAGUUGUUACUUAUAUUAUAUCAUUACUAGGUCAGACGAUCAUUCGACAAAAUAGGAGCUCUAGUGAUGUACUGAACUGAGCUUAUUCAUUUAUCAAGAUAUCUCGUUCAUCAACGUUACCAAUACUUCAUAACAUUCAGUCCCUUCGAUAUAUUGAUACAUAAAUAUUAUAAAUAUGCAUGAAUAAAACAAAAAAUUUGAGAUAAAUCAAUUUUUCUUUGUUUAUUGGAUAUUUUGAGGUUGUUUGAAAAUAGCGCCAGAGGUGAAUCGAAACUUGUUUUCGCCCAUUUUUGGUUAUUUGUUAGCAACCAAAACUUGCUUGAAUAUUCUCCAGUUCACACAAUUUUGUUUACAUUCUUUCCUGUUUUCAAGUUCUGCAAUAUCGCUAUUGAUAAUUGUUACAAAUGGAACAAAAUAAUAAUUCUGAUAAAAGUAAGUUUCGUUAUUUUAACUUGAGUAUAAAAUAACUUUUACCUUUCACUUCUUUAGCUAAAUUCAAAGUAAAGUUUUUAGGUGAAUAUCAUGACAUGGUUAUAGAUUGGAAUGAUAACAAAUAUGAAUAAAAACAACAACAAGUAUUCGAUCAGGUGAGUUAUGUUUAUUACUCGAUCAUUGACCAACAACUUAUUCCAAUUCCAUUAUUGUUUAUCAAUUAAAUUUAGCUCGAAUCAUUGACUGGAAUACCAAUCAAAUAUAAAACAUUAUUCAGGCUGCUUGAAGCUCGACCUAAUCUUCGUGGAGAUUAUCCAAAUGAUGAAAUCUGGUUUCGAAAUGAUGGCGGAGUUCAUCGACGUUAUCUGUACUUUCACAACAAUAGAGAGUAAUCUUAAAUUUUAUAAUUAAUCGAAACAUCAAUUAGCCAUUUUGUGUAUUAAUUUUUUCUAACUUUUCUCAUAGCCCUCCUUUCAAUGAUAUUAGGUUCAAUUGUGAUUUU
Messenger RNA from Tetranychus urticae (two-spotted spider mite), 3942 nucleotides. NCBI's taxonomy places the organism in Eukaryota, Metazoa, Arthropoda, Arachnida, Trombidiformes, Tetranychidae. The record is from RefSeq and is a predicted model, not a curated record.